GCUCAGCUGUCUGUGCUGUACUCGGGCGAGCAGCGAUGCUGUAGAUGCGGCAGACUGCACACUGUUUGACACUUCAUGCAGCAGCCGGGGAGGAUCGCAGCAUCCUGACAGACACCGCCGAGGACAACGAGACUUCAGCCCGCAGCAGUCAGUCCUUCCUCCCACAGACAGAAAGCUGGUAUGGACAAUAAGGCGUUGGAACCUGAGUCUGUGAGCAUCCCCAUGGAGGAGGCCAUCAUGUGUAAUGGAGGAGGCCAACCUCAGCAGCAGCAGGAAGCAUCCAUGUUAACCCACCUGAAGAAGAUUGAGAACCAGAUCACUGAAGCACAGCGUUUCUCCCACCUACCCAAACGCUCAGCUGUGGACCUGGAGUUCAUCAACCUUUCCUACACCAUCCAGGAGGGACCGUGCUGGAGGAGGAGAGGUUUCAAAGCCUUACUGAAGUGCCUGUCUGGGAGGUUCUGUAGUGGGGAGCUGAUAGGAAUCAUGGGGCCCUCAGGGGCUGGGAAAUCCACCUUAAUGAACAUUCUGGCUGGAUACAGGGAAACAGGGAUGAAGGGUCAGAUCCUGGUAAAUGGGAAACCCAGGGACCUGAAGAAAUUCAGGAAAAUGUCCUGCUACAUCAUGCAGGAAGACAUGCUGCUGCCACACCUCACUGCCCGGGAGGCCAUGAUGGUUUCAGCCAAUUUAAAGCUGGAUGAAACUAUGGAUGUGAAGAAAAAACUGGUGAAUGAGAUUCUGACUGCAUUAGGGCUCCUUGACUGUGCUCACACUCGUACCAGCUCGCUGUCAGGUGGCCAGUGUAAACGGCUGGCCAUCGCCCUCGAACUGGUCAACAAUCCUCCAGUCAUGUUCUUUGAUGAGCCCACCAGUGGCUUAGACAGUGCGUCAUGCUACCAGGUGGUCUCACUAAUGCACUCUCUGGCACUGGGAGGACGGACCAUCAUCUGCACCAUCCACCAACCCAGUGCCAAACUGUUUGAGAUGUUUGACAAGCUUUACAUUCUUAGUCAGGGACAGUGCAUCUACAAAGGCACAGUCCCUUACCUCAUCGGCUAUCUGAAGACUCUGGGCCUUUAUUGUCCUACCUACCACAAUCCUGCAGACUUUAUCAUUGAAGUGGCAUCAGGAGAGUAUGGAGACUUAAACCCUGUGCUGUUUGAGGCAGUCCAAGGUGGAAUGUGUGCAUUAGAGGAGAAGAAGAACCAAUGUGAUAACAAUGGCCCAUCAGUCUGUGCAACAAAGUGCUCGAUGGAUGCCGGACACAUAGAGAGCCAUACUUUUGCCACAAGCACACUAACACAGUUCUGUAUCCUCUUCAAGAGAACCUUCAUAACUAUAUGUCGAGACCAGGUUUUGACCCACCUCAGACUGAUGUCCCACAUUGCCAUAGGUGUGUUAAUAGGCUUGCUCUAUCUGAACAUCGGCAAUGAUGCCAGCAAGGUCUUUAACAACACUGGGUUCCUCUUCUUCUCCAUGCUCUUCCUCAUGUUUGGAGCGCUCAUGCCGACCGUGUUAACCUUUCCCCUGGAGAUGUCUGUAUUCCUGAGGGAGCAUCUUAACUACUGGUACAGCCUGAAAGCCUACUACCUGGCCAAGACCAUGGCUGAUAUCCCAUUCCAGGUGAUCUGCCCCAUCAUGUACUGCAGCAUAGUGUACUGGAUGACAGAGCAGCCUCCUGAGGUCAGCCGCUACCUGCUCUUUAUAGCCCUGUCCAUCUGUACUGCCCUGGUAGCCCAGUCCUUGGGCCUGCUGAUUGGGGCCGCCUCCACCUCACUACAGGUAGCCACAUUUGUUGGACCUGUCACAGCUAUCCCGGUGCUGCUCUUCUCUGGAUUCUUUGUGAAAUUCGACACAAUCCCCAAGUAUCUACAGUGGAGCUCCUAUGUGUCUUAUGUCAGUGUUUGUAUCUCUCCCAUAGGUAUGGCUUUGAAGGGGUGAUUCUGUCCAUCUACGGGAUGAACCGUUCAGAGCUGGAGUGUCCGGGGAAGGUGUGUAAGUUCCAACAGCCUGAAGAGGUUCUGCAGUUACUGGAUGUGGAAGGCGCAAAUCUCUACAUAGAUUUCAUUGUCCUGGGCAUUUUCUUCAUCAUCCUACGGCUGGCCACCUACCUGGUCCUCCGCUACAAAGUCACAUCUGAGCGAUAGGUUUUGCUUGGCUCAUCCUCCAAAUCUCAAGGCCCUCCCUAAUAUCAUUCCAGACCUAGUCUCUUUUCUGUGCACAGAAAACAACCUAUCUCAUGUGGGAGUUUGUUUCAUUUCAUUUUACACACUGCUGCUAAAAGGACAGAACAUCAAUUCUGAUCUGUUCUACUGCCAACAACUGUGGAGGGCAGUGAAGAGUAAUCUUAUAAAUCAACAUAUUCCUGUUUUACCUCAGACAUCAGGACUUAACUCCUGCGCACAAAGUUAGAUCAGCAGUGAGGAGGACAAAGAGACUGAACCACAUUCAGCAGCAUGUACUGUACAUUUCAUAUUCCUUCCGCCUUUGAGAAUAAGGCGGAUGUGAUACAGUAGCACUUAUUAGAGUGGACAUGCAUGUUUAUUCUACACUGUGUGCUUCCACUCUUUCAGUGUUGGAGUGGACGUUGGUCCACAAAACUGCCCCCUUGAGAAAAGCAAAUACAAACAGAGUGUUUACAUUGCUCUAUUAGUCAAAAAAAACAAAGGACAAAUGGUUGCACUGGAGAAUAAGUUUGAUGUAUUGUGCCUGAAACACUCGAUGAAAGCAGGUUGUUUGAGCUAGUUUUUGUUCUAUAUUUCUGUUGUCAUAUGACAGUUUGGAGUCCCAAAACAUUAUCUUCCUGUGUGUGAAUAUCAAAUCAUUGUUGGAGCUAGAUUGUUUUCUAACAUGUUGAUAGUUGUAAAUUAAGCUUUAUCAUGAUUGUCUACCGAAAUUUGGUAUUUUUUGUACUUCCAUAAUAUAAUCUAAAAUCUUGAAAGUCUUAGUUGAAAUAAAACUUGUUCAGCCUUAAUCAUUUUAUAUUGUACUAUAUUAUCUGUAGUAAUAUAUGCAUAUGUAAUUAUAUAAAUGUAUUUCAGCAAAAUAGAUGAAUUACUGUAUCACUAUUCUUUUGUGUCUACACUACAUCCAGUAAUGUCACAAGGACAAAUCAUGCUCAUGCAGUCAUGUUUGGUGCUAUCUGAAGUUUCAUGUUUAAUUUGAAUUAUGUAAUAUGUAAAAAAAAAAAAAGAAGAAGAAACAAUUGUUUUUUAAGUUUGCAUCAGGACUGCACAUUACAAGUAUACUGAGCACUUAGAGAACAACCAAAGAAAAAUUAUUGUAACUGGAAGUCUGCUCACAUUUUGCUAACAAUGUAUUGACAAUCUUUCUGUUGUUGUUGUUGUCUCUUUUGAAAACAGAUUUUGGAGAGCAAUAAACACUGAUAUAACUAA
This is a messenger RNA of Siniperca chuatsi (mandarin fish), 3395 nucleotides long. Its product is annotated as ATP-binding cassette sub-family G member 4-like. The transcript has 15 exons. NCBI's taxonomy places the organism in Eukaryota, Metazoa, Chordata, Actinopteri, Centrarchiformes, Sinipercidae. Gene Ontology annotation, cellular component: plasma membrane. The coding region runs from base 181 to 1941 and encodes 586 amino acids. Gene Ontology annotation, molecular function: ATP binding; ATP hydrolysis activity; ABC-type transporter activity. The record is from RefSeq and is a predicted model, not a curated record.